Messenger RNA from Saitoella complicata NRRL Y-17804, 1358 nucleotides. Its product is annotated as S-adenosylmethionine decarboxylase. Gene Ontology annotation, cellular component: cytosol. The transcript has 2 exons. The record is from RefSeq and is a predicted model, not a curated record. NCBI's taxonomy places the organism in Eukaryota, Fungi, Ascomycota, Saitoellomycetes, Saitoellales, Saitoellaceae. Gene Ontology annotation, molecular function: adenosylmethionine decarboxylase activity. The coding region runs from base 174 to 1358 and encodes 394 amino acids. Gene Ontology annotation, biological process: spermidine biosynthetic process; spermine biosynthetic process.
AAGCAAAUCCUUCACCGAAGAAUUCAGCGUGAUCGAUCUGGCUCGCCGUUAAGGUUGUGUAUGUCAACAGAGUCUCUUCUAUUUGCCCAUCUCCUCGGAAAGCCCGGCUAACUUGACUUACACCCUCGGCUCAUCUUCAACACUUUCUUUAUUGUAUACCAUAUCAGAUCACCAUGACGGCACCAAUCGCCGUACCACAGAGCAGCAUAUCGAGCUCCUCCCCCGCGACCUCCUAUACAAUCAAUCACGAAAACACCGCCGGCCUCCCCGAAUCCGCCUUCGAAGGCCCCGAAAAGCUCCUCGAGGUAUGGUUUGCGCCAUCACCCGAAGACUGUCCCUCCGGUAAAGGCCUCAAAACCGUCGCGCGCAAAGAUUGGGAGGGAAUGCUCGACCUUGUCAACUGCAAAGUCCUAUCCGUGAUCGAGAACGACGAGGUCGACGCAUAUCUAUUGAGUGAGAGUUCGAUGUUCGUAUUCCCUCACAAACUCAUUCUCAAGACUUGCGGCACGACGACACUCCUGAUCGGUCUCACUCGCCUUCUCUCCCUCGCCGCGUCCGCCGGCUUCACCUCCUCCCAAACCCCUUGGCGCGUCUUCUACUCCCGCAAGUCAUUCAUGUUCCCCGAUCGCCAGCUCCCACCACAUAAAUCCUGGCACGACGAGGUGGAGUAUCUGGAUAAACAUUUCGAGGGCGGAAGCGCGUAUCACGUUGGGAGAAUGAACGGAGAUCACUGGUUUUUGUAUAUGACGAGCCCGGGGACGAGUGCUGCUACGGGAAAUACGGCAACGAGGACCGUGGGAUUGAAGGAGGGGUUUGAGGAUGAGACGUUAGAGAUUUUGAUGACGGACUUGUGCGAGAGGCGGGCACGACAGUUUUACCUUCCCGACGGCUACUCCUCGACCGAAUCCGAAUCGGACGGACACGCGCUCGGCACAACUUGUUCCUCUCAGACUAAGAUCGACUCCAUUUACCCCACGAGCGAAUACCCCGACGCACGCGUCGAUUCUUAUCUUUUUACGCCGUGUGGGUACAGCGCAAACGGCGUCGUCCCCACACCCAGCUCAACGGGAUACUGGACCAUCCACGUCACCCCCGAACCUCACUGCUCCUACGCCUCUUUCGAAACCAACGUGCCCACCAGCCCUACCUCCACCUCACUCGCGACAGUCGAGAAAGUCGUGGAGAUCUUUGGCCCGGGCAAGUUUACCUUGACACUCUUUGAGGCGAGAGGGGUUGAGGCGGAGAGAAAGGGGAGUUUGGGGGUUGAUGAGGUGAAGGGGUAUAAGAGACGGGACAGGAUUGUGUAUGAGUUUGAGGGGUAUGAUUUGGUGUUUUUGACGUUUGAGAAGGAGAAGUAG